Molecule: messenger RNA, 657 nt
Organism: Penicillium argentinense
Lineage: Eukaryota; Fungi; Ascomycota; Eurotiomycetes; Eurotiales; Aspergillaceae
Product: mitochondrial 37S ribosomal protein bS21m
Exons: 1
Coding region: 1-657 (218 amino acids)
Biological process (GO): mitochondrial translational initiation; translation
Cellular component (GO): ribosome; mitochondrial small ribosomal subunit
Molecular function (GO): structural constituent of ribosome
Source: RefSeq, a predicted model, not a curated record
AUGGACGCUCGCAUUCUAUUUCGCGGGCUCCGCGCCCGACGAACGACCUCGUUGCUUCACCAGCAACCCCGAUUCCACCAGUCCUUCCUCACCAGUACCCUCCGAUACAACUCCACAAAUUCCACACCAAGCCAACCGCCCACAAAAUCCGAAGAAUCAAAACCAUCCUCGCCCGCCUCUCCCAAGUCAGACCAAUCCACCGUUGCCUCCGACUUCGACGAAAUCCUCACCAAGCUCGACCUGGGCAACCGCACCUCCACCUCCAACGACUCCCUCACCCGCGGACGCCGCGGCGUCUCAGACUCCGUCUCGGACUCAGUCGUCUCGAUGGGCGGUAAGCAGGCGUGGCGGGCGAACCAGGAUCGCACGGCGCAGCAGCUGGCCUCGCGCAAGAUGGACCUGAAGCUGGGCCCGACUCUGGGCCGACAGAUUCACGUUGAGCCGGAGCGUGGCGUCGAUCUUGCGGCUGCUAUUCGCAAUUUGCAGAUUACCUGCGCGACGAACAAGAUUAAGGCGCAGGCGUUUGAGCAGCGGUUUUAUAAGAGGAAGGGUGCGGUGCGGAAGGAGCAGAAGCGUUUGCGGUGGAGGAAGCUUUUCAAGUUUUCGUUUCAGGAGACUGUUAAGAAGAUUCAGCGGAUGCAGACUCAGGGGUGGUGA